Molecule: messenger RNA, 435 nt
Organism: Debaryomyces fabryi
Lineage: Eukaryota; Fungi; Ascomycota; Pichiomycetes; Serinales; Debaryomycetaceae
Exons: 1
Coding region: 1-435 (144 amino acids)
Biological process (GO): mitochondrial respiratory chain complex I assembly; response to oxidative stress
Cellular component (GO): membrane
Source: RefSeq, a predicted model, not a curated record
AUGUCGACUUCUAUUGUUCGUACUCUUAAAAAUAUAUACUCCUCGGGACUUAAGAGGGCUGCUUGGCAAGUCCACAAUCUCAAUGAUACCAAGAGAGGUUGGUUAGUCGGUGAAGAUGACUUUGGUAACAAAUAUUACGAAACCGAUGUCCCAGAAGAAAUUCAUUUGAGGUCUAGAUGGGUUGAGUACUCUGAUUGGAAUAUGAGUGUUGAUAUGUCAAAGGUUGAACCAGGAUGGCAUUACUGGUUGGGUUAUGGUACCAACACACCACCAAACAAGUUACCAGCUGAUCAAAAGACCGUCAGAGCUUACCCAUUACCAGAUUUACAUAAAAAGAACUUCACCGGUUCACCUGGUGCUUUUGUUACUUACAACACCGCUAAACCAAAGCAUACUGCCUGGACUCCAGAAGUUAAAGAACGUGUCGAAGCGUAA